This is a messenger RNA of Misgurnus anguillicaudatus (oriental weatherfish), 680 nucleotides long. Lineage: Eukaryota; Metazoa; Chordata; Actinopteri; Cypriniformes; Cobitidae. The record is from RefSeq and is a predicted model, not a curated record.
AGAAGGUCUAAGUGCCCUUGGGCUACUGGAUGAGCUGGUGGCCCACCCUAGGGAAUUUGAGAAAAUUUUCCUAAAAAGCACCACCAAAAUCACUGCAGCAGACAUCAUGGAGCUGUUCAAGCCACAGUUCACCUCACCAAGAGGCUCCAAUAACAGGAGAAAAGAGGCCAGGGCAGUUGGAUUCUGGAGAGAUUGGCUUUUGGAAGUGGAAGGUGGAGGUGCGGCUCCAAUCUUCCUGCCACAUGUUCUAAUAUUUGGAACAGGAUUAGAGAGAAUCCCACCUAUGGGAUUUUCAACACAGCCGGAGCUAUCCUUUCUUCAUGAGGAUGAGGAACUAUCAAUGUUCCCAACAGCCAACACUUGCUCUCUGAUCAUAAGACUUUCGAUAAAAAAUACGUACUCCGAAUUUAAAAACGCAAUGGAGAUGGGCAUUGGAAAUUGUGAGCAGUUUGGUAUGCAGUAAAUGUCUGUAUCUGUAAGUUUUUCUGUUAUACGGUGUUUACAUGGAAAGGUCUUGCUUUAAGUUAUUUUUUAAUUUUUAUAGUACAAUAUGUUUCCUAUUUAAGUUUACCAAAAUUUUCCAGUAAAUGUUUUCUUUCUGUAUUUCUAAAUAUGAUUUGCCAGGUUAUAUUGUUAAUUGAAUUGUUGGCUUAGUUUUACUUUGAAAUCGAAUUCUAACA